UUGCUCCCUCCCAGUCCUGGACCCCUGUGGCUUCUUGUCUCCAUUGUCCCCACUGAGAGUGAGACAGAGAACUAGACCUGCUUGGCUUUUCCUGGGGAGGAAACAAGAACGUUGGAGCUGAAGGUGUCUGAUAGUGUUCUUCUUUACAAGCCACUGAUGUGCAGCCUCCUCCAUAGUCUGAGGGGAUUUAUUCUCAAGCAUACACAAGACUGCAGCUUUUGACUGUGCUCCUGAUAGCUCUCGGAGGUCACCCAAAGUCUCAACAGUAGGCAUGGGACUUUGCAAGGCAGCUGCAGUGGGUGGGGGCAACACUGGAUUAUUCCCCUUCCCUGGGUUUUAGGAGUGACUGCAUCAGGAGGAGGAAUCUGCUAGAUCCUGGGACACCCUCCCCGAGUCCUUUAGGUUGCUCUGCCUAUUGCUUCAAUUCAGGAGUGCCAUGAGCUGAAGCCUUCAUACAUACCCAAUGAAUUCAGUCCCUCGAGUUCCUGUUACAUGAGCCAAGCAACUUCGUCUGCAGCCCUGUGGUCCAAACAAGAGCAUCCCUGGAACUGCACCAGGACACCUCCUGCAAGCUGAGAGGAAGGUUUGCUUGCAGAGACCUCCCUGGUUAGCAGCAGGAAGUGCCACAGUCAUGCCUGCCCCAAAGCCACUGCUCUGAUGGCAGUAAGGGCAAAAGGAGAGAAUUUGGGGGGCAGGUGUGAGAGGUGGAUCAGGCAAUGUUGAGAUCUUCCUGAUCCAAAGCCCCUUGUCUCCCAGAAUUGCCCCUGGAGUAGAGUGGAGAGGUAUGCCAGCCCUCAGGCUAAUAUACUUCAUUUUCCUCCAUUAAGAUCAGCAGGAUAGGAGGAUUAAAAGACAAACCACUGGCAAAAAUGAAGGGGGCAUGAAAAAUAGCCACACACUGCUUACAUCUUGGCUAGUGCAAACCCUGGAGGGUUUAAGGAAGAUAUGGUUCCUGCACAACAGACUCUCCCGAUGCCCAUAUAAGAUUGCUGUCUCCUCCUGCAACCCUAUGCAAACCUGACUGACAGUAAACGUUAAAGAUUUGACCUGCAUUCAAGCCAACCCGAAUUUAUCAUUGAACAGAUUAAUUUGAACAUGUCAGGACUGGCUCCAGGUGUGACGAAUUCCUUCUCCUCAGUGGAUUUCAUACAGAAAAAUAGUGUUCAGCUCAUUCAGAAAAUGCUGAUGCCAACUAUCGAGCAAAUUAUUGAUGAGUUUUUUGCACAAUCUGUUUUGUCUGAUGAAGAACAAGAUAUCAUCAUGUGUCAGAAGACUAGGCGGGAUGCUGCAAGAGCUUUGAUACGCUUAAUUUUGAAAAAGGGUGAAAAAGCCUGUGAAUUUUUUAUUAAAGCUCUGGAGAAAAUAGACUUUUUGCUUUUUCAGAAUCUACUAGGAUAUCGUGGUGCUGGGCAAAUGACCCAAGAAGACUUCAAUUGCUUGGUUGAGGAUUUAACAGACUUUUAUAGUCUUCCAUCAUUUCAACAGUUUCAUCCAUUAGGAGGAGAAAUUGAUAUUAUUUUCAAUCUGACAAAGACUUAUACUGAUAUCUUGCUUUGGAAGAAAGACAUCCAUAAUGUCCAGCUAGGACAGCUGUCUUUAAAUGCCCUUUUAGAUGAACUUAAAAAUCCCUGUAUCAUAGAAGGAGAAGCUGGGAAAGGAAAAACAACUCUCCUUAAGAAGAUUGCUUUACUCUGGGCUAAUGGAGAUUAUCCUUCCUUGCUAAAAUAUAAGCUUGUUUUCUUCAUUCGACUAAGUGAUGCUCAGACAGGAUUGUAUGAGACCGUGUGUGAGCAGCUUCUUAAAAAGGAAUACAGGAUAUGCAAAGAGGACUUUAUGGAGCUACUUGAUUCACUAAGAGAAAAAGUCCUCUUUCUAUUAGAUGGCUAUGAUGAAUUCCAAUCCCAGAAUUGCCCAGAAAUAGAAUCACUGAUCAAAGAGAACCAUAAAUUUAAAAACACAGUCAUUGUUACUACAAGGACUGAGUCUAUUAGCAGUCUGAGGCUGUUUGGGUCACUGAUUGCUAAGACAGGUGAUCUAACUAAGGAAAGUGCAAAACAGCUAAUUAGAAAUGUACUGAGAACUGAGUUAGCAGAGGGCCUGUUGUCUCAGCUGGAGAGAACAGAUUCUACUUUUCAGCGAUCAGGCUCUCACUUUGACAACUUAAUGAAGACCCCUUUAUUUGUGGUUAUUGCUUGUGCCAUCCAAAUGGGAGAAACCAUGUUUAAUCCACAGACACAAACCACUCUGUUCUCCACACUAUAUGAUUUGCUGGUGGGGAAAAACAAGUACAAAACCAGAGAGAUACCUGAUAAACACUUUCGCCUAAGCUUAAUUCACUGUGGAGAUUUAGCCUUAAAUGGAGUCUUUGACAACAAAGUUAAUUUCUACCCUGAGGAUUUCUCCAGUGUGAAAGAACAGGUCCUGUUAACUACAGGCCUCAUGCAUAAGUAUGCAGCUCAGAAACUAACAGCAGUAUACAGAUUUUUUCAUAAGUCUUUUCAGGAAUACGUUGCAGGCAGGAGACUUUCCAGACUAUUGAUAUCCAAUAGGAAUGAAGAAGUGACAAGAGGAUAUAGUUACCUACAAAAAAUUAAUAGCGUCUCAGAUGUUAUUAGUACCUACUACAGUUUACUCCUGUAUACCUGUGGAUCAUCAUCUGAAGCUAGUAAAAAGGUUAUCAAUCAUCUGUCAACCAUUCAUCAUCAAGGCAAACUUUUUGUAUUACCUUCCUCCCCUGAUCAAUUGUCAGAAGCAGAACCCAUGAAGAAUGAAGGAAAUGCUCGAGAAGAAGGAUUAAGUGCAACUUUGGGGAACUCAUUUGUGGAGUGUGCCAUUAGUUUUCUUUAUGAAAGUUUCUCUGAAACAACUGAGAGAGAGGAGUUUGAGGAAUUCUUCCAUGGCAAAACCCUAUACAUAAAUACCCAGAGCAUUCCUACAUACAUAUGUGGGUUUUUUGAAUACUUCUCUAAUUGUGUGAGCAUGCUAGAAUUCAUCAAAUUAGAUUUUUGGGGCAGCUCUUCUUGGGGAGAGGCAAAAGAGGAGACAGGAACUAAAAUGCCUUUGUGGAAAACAGUCAUCCCCGAAAAGGCAGUCUCCUUGUUCUUCAACUGGGAACGAAAGCUCAACUCUUUAGAGAUUACACUGAAAGACUUUAAGAAAUUAGAAAAAGGUGAUGUUAAGUAUCUGGAAAAAAUUUGCUGCUCUGCUUCAAGACUCAGGCUGCAUAUCAGCACAAGUCCUGGCCUCACUGGAAAGCUGAAGGAAGUCCUCUCUAGCUGUACCAACCUGCAUGACCUAACUGUGGACUCAACACCUCUUACAACAGAGGAUGAGCAACAGAUAACCAAAAUGAUAGCCCUGAAAACCAUAAAGUUAAAAGAUCUACAGAAUGGAAGUCUAGAGGGUCUUCUUGAUGGAAUGCCCACCCUUGUCGAUACGGAAAAGCUUACCUUUGACAACAUCAGGAUGAAUGAAGCUGCAGCCAAAAAAUUAGCUGAAGGCUUAAAAAAACUGAAAAAACUACAGUUGUUGUGGUUGAAUAAUCUUACUGAUAUUAGAGAUGGAAUAACACAUAUAGUAAAGUCGAUAUCCUUCUGCCUCAGAGAUCUGAAGGAAAUUCGCCUAGUCAACUGCUGCCUCUCCAGGACUGCUGUGGAAAUUCUAGUCCAGAAUAUUUGCAAUUUACCGAAGCUUCAUUCACUUGAUUUAUCUGAUAAUUUUCUGGGAGAUGCUGGAAGGGAACCUCUUUGCAGAUUGGUUGAUAGCUUAAAUAUCUUACCCAAGAUGAAAGUGCUGAUGCUCCCCUGGACAGAUGAAGUAUACACCUUCCUAGUUAAGCUAGAACAGCUAACAAGAAUGCCACAACUGACAGCACUCGGGCUGAAGAAAUGGGCUAUCACAGACUCAGAUGCUGCGAUUCUUGGUAAGCUUUUUGCAAAGCCAUCUCUGAGAGAUCUCCAGCAUCUGGACAUCGCAGAGAACUGCAUGACAAGUGAUGGGUGGCUUGCCUUUCUACAGGAGUUAUUGACUCUGAAGAAAUUGACUUUUUUAGAUUUCAGCCGAGAGCAAGGAUUUCUGCCUUCGGCCUUGUUAGUCUUGGAGAUGGCCCGUACAAUAACCCAGUUGGUUUCUUUGCAAGAUAUCAACUUGACUGGCUGGCAGUUUGAUGCUCAUGAGCUGAGAGAAAUUAACAAAGCAAAGCAAAAGCACAGAAAUGCAUUGCAAGUGAUUAUUUCAGAAGCAGGGCCAUCCACUGCCACAACCACAUUAAACCCAAGACUACCAGAAGGGGCUUUCUGACACAUCCUUAACACCUGGAUUUUGUAGCUGUUAUGUGCUGUCAAGUUGUCUCUGACUUAUACGAAUCCUGUGAAUGAAAGCCCUCCAAAGCAUCCUGUCCGUUCCAGCUCCAUUCAGCCCCUCCAAGUUCAGCCUGUGGCUUCAGUCCUUCUCAUAUUUGAUCUUCUCUUUCAUCUUCUGCCUUCAACUUUCUCUAUAAUGAUUGUCUUCCAGGGAGUCUUGCCUGUCUCAUGGUGGGUCCCCCUCCACCCUAAUUUUUGCUUCUAGGAAAGCUCUGGAUUUGGUCUAGGAUCCAAUUGUUAGUCCAGGUCAUUCACAAUGCUCUCCUCCAGCACCAUGUUUUGAAUGCAUCAAUCUUAUUCCUAUCAGCUUUAUUCACUAUUUUUUAUUAAUCGGCAGCCCCAUGUGACCAAAGAUUUGCACAUAGGUACUUUGGUAGUAGGUGUUUAAUCCCUUCUGCUUGUGCCCUUCCCCAGAUGUAACUUGCUAUCUCCCUCCCUAAUGUUCUGAUGGGCUGGUGAAGAGAGAGAAUUCAUGUGUUGUGCCUGUCUUCUCCAUCUCCAAAGGAUAUCAGUGGUAGGAAUGAGUGGGAUUUACACUGGUGUGAGGGCACAGGAGGAACAGGUUAAAAACAUACUCUCCAGGAUGAUACUUCCUGGAUCUUCAAAGUAGUCAUAUUGUCAUUGUUUUUAUUAUUAUUUAUAAUCAUGUUAAAUCACAGGAUCUUCUGCAACAGAUUCAGUUUGGUCCUAGUGCCAGACUUACUCAAUGGCCUGAGUAACCAAGAGACUUGAACUUAGAAUCAUAGGGUGGUAGAGUCAGAAGGGGCCAGUACAGCCAUCGGGUCCAACCCACUGUUCAGUGCAGGACUCUGGAUUACCAUCUUGGGGCUGCAGAUGUUGUUUCCUUCUGCCCUCGGCUUCACAAAAGCCAAGUCCAAUAUUAAAUAUUACUGGUGAAGAAUUAAAGCCAGAAACCACUCCUUUUUCUGAUGAAGGAAAUAAUCCAAGAAGGGGAAUGGUCUAGACAUAUUAUGACUGAUCUGUUGGAGGGACAGACCUUUGGAAACUUCACCUCAUUUCUCUGUUUAAGGGAUCUUCCAAUGUCCUUUUCCAUAUCAUUCCUUUAGUCACAGGCAGUCUUCCAUGUCUGCCAGUAAAGCCUUCUGUUUCUCAUCUUUUCAAUUAUUGAUUCAUCCUCCAUUACAUCAUUCUUGCCUCACCUUUAUCAGGCCUUCUGUUGUCCCUUCAUGUAUUUUUGGUACCACAUCAAGCAGGUUUAGUCUGUUUUGAGACUUUAUCAGAUGUUUUUCAUUUCUUUUUUCUGUAUUUGCUUUAUACUGUAUGUCAACCUGAAAUAUGAUAUAAUGAAGGGCAGAAUAAAAUGUGAAAUGAA
Molecule: messenger RNA, 5694 nt
Organism: Varanus komodoensis (Komodo dragon)
Lineage: Eukaryota; Metazoa; Chordata; Lepidosauria; Squamata; Varanidae
Gene: NLRC4
Product: NLR family CARD domain containing 4
Exons: 9
Coding region: 1096-4299 (1067 amino acids)
Biological process (GO): defense response to bacterium; regulation of apoptotic process; detection of bacterium
Molecular function (GO): protein binding
Source: RefSeq, a predicted model, not a curated record